Molecule: messenger RNA, 1889 nt
Organism: Corapipo altera (White-ruffed manakin)
Lineage: Eukaryota; Metazoa; Chordata; Aves; Passeriformes; Pipridae
Gene: MFSD12
Product: major facilitator superfamily domain containing 12
Exons: 9
Coding region: 46-1482 (478 amino acids)
Biological process (GO): carbohydrate transport
Cellular component (GO): membrane
Molecular function (GO): symporter activity
Source: RefSeq, a predicted model, not a curated record
UCCCGGCGGGCCCGUCCCGCGGUGCUUCCCGGGCCGUCCCGGGCCAUGGCGGAGCCGCCGCAGGGCGCGGGGCCGGCGCUGUCGCUGCGGGCUCGGCUCAGCUUCGCGUGCGGGCACUUCCUGAACGACGCCUGCUCGGCGCUGUGGUUCACGUACCUGCUGCCCUUCCUGCACGCCGUGCUGGGCUACGGGCACGGCGGGGCCGGGGCGCUGCUCCUGGCCGGCCAGGCGGCCGACGGGCUCUGCACGCCCCUGCUCGGCUUCGAGGCCGACCGGGCCCGGGGCUGCGGCCGCUGCGGGAGGAGGAAGGGCUGGCACCUGGCCGGCACCACCUGCGUCCUUGUGUCCUUUCCCUUCGUGUUCAGCCCCUGCCUGGCCUGCAGGGAGGGCACUCCACAGUGGGCAGCCUUCAUCUACUACCUCCCCUUCAUUGUCAUCUUCCAGUUUGGCUGGGCAGCCACACAGGUGUCCCACCUGGCUCUCAUCCCCGAGCUGGUGAGCAGUGACCAUGAGAAGGUGGAGCUCACGGCUUUCAGGUAUGCCUUCACCGUCAUGGCCAACAUCACUGUGUACGGCCUGACCUGGCUCCUGCUCAACUUCCAGACAGACCAGCCCGACCACAUGGAGCACCUGGGCCCCCAGGAUGUCCCUGUGUUUCGGAACCUGGCCCUCAUUGUGGUGGGGCUUGGGGCUGUGUCCUCCCUCAUCUUCCACCUGGGCACCAAGGAGAAGCCGUACCCACUGGGUGUGCUGCCUGACCUGGAGGAGACCACCCCCCUGCUGCACAAGGAGCCCCCGAGCCCCCCACGCCCGCUGCUGCUCUGGAAGGACUGGCUGCUGGAGCCCUCCUUCUACCAGGUGGCAGUGCUCUACAUGUCCACCCGCCUCAUUGUCAACCUGUCCCAGACCUACAUCGCCAUGUACUUGACCAACUCACUGAUGCUCUCCAAGAAAUACAUCGCCACCAUCCCCCUGGUCAUGUAUGUCAGUGGGUUCCUCUCCUCCUUCCUCAUGAAGCCUGUGAACAAGUGGAUCGGUCGGAAUCUGACCUACUUCGUGGGCAUCCUGGUGGUCCUGGCCUUCGCCUCCUGGGUGGCCCUGGCCACGCCGACGGGAGCUGAGGUCUACGGAGCGGCCGUGCUGCUGGGGGCUGGCUCUGCCACCAUCCUGGUCACCUCCCUGUCCAUGACAGCAGAUCUCAUCGGCACCAACACGGUAGGGCCGCUCCUGCGGGGGAUGGACCGGGGAUGGCAGCAGACUGAGCUGUGCUGCUCCGCCUGCACUGGUUUCUACCGCUGGGUGAUGGUGCUGGUGACCGGCGGCAUCGCCGUGGCUGCCGUGGCCACGCUUUGCUGCAUCAUGGUGUGGCCCAUCCGCGUCCGCUACCGUGCUGUCGGGCUGCAGGGGCUGAGCGGAGCUGGGACCCCCGACACCGGGACUGAGAACACAGAGGGAGGGGGCCAGAGCGGCACUGUCAACUGAGCCAUGGGGCCAUGUCCUCGGCCACCGUGUCCUCAGGGCCAUGUCCCCGGCCAGCACGUCCUUAGGGCCAUGUCCUCGGCCACCGCGGUGCCACACUCCGAGUCUGGAAGGUCCCCCACGCUGGGGGACACCAGGCUCUGGGGAGGGGAGUGACUGAGCCCCGCCCUGUCUCCUUGCACUGGACUCAUGUCCCCACAGCCUGUCCCCCCGGGGCCGAUGAAGGAUGUCCCUGGUGAGGGUGUCACUGGUGCAGGACAUCACCUGCCACCUACACACCGAACACUGGAAGGGCCUGGGCUGGGCCGGGGCAGCCCCAGCUCACGGGGUGGGGGCUGGCCUGAGGUUUUAACCUGCUUUUGUAAGGUCAGUACGUACAAACCGCACUUUAUAAAGGAGGAGGAAAAGGA